Phytophthora sojae is the source of this 1271-nucleotide messenger RNA. RefSeq lists its product as hypothetical. The transcript has 2 exons. Bases 33 to 1271 code for a protein of 412 amino acids. The record is from RefSeq and is a predicted model, not a curated record. Gene Ontology annotation, cellular component: cytosol; mitochondrion. Gene Ontology annotation, molecular function: cysteine desulfurase activity. Gene Ontology annotation, biological process: iron-sulfur cluster assembly. NCBI's taxonomy places the organism in Eukaryota, Oomycota, Peronosporomycetes, Peronosporales, Peronosporaceae.
AGCAGCUCAACUCAGCUCAAGUCCGACUUAACAUGACGCGCGUGUACCUCGACUAUAACGCCACGACGCCCGUGGAGCCGGCCGUGCUGCAGGCGCUGCUACCAUUCCUCGGGCCGCAGUUUGGCAACGCGUCGUCCUCGUACGCGCUGGGCCAGACGGCCAAGCAGGCGGUGGCCGUCGCGCGCGCGCAGGUGGCGUCUAUGCUGGGCGCGGCGGACGCCGGCGAGGUCGUGUUCCUCUCGGGCGGCACCGAGUCCAUCAACUACGCCAUCAAGGGCGCGGCGCUGGCCGCCAGGCGCGAGAGCGGGCGCAGCCACAUCGUCACGUCCUGCGUGGAGCACGUGGCCGUGCUGGAGACGUGCAAGUGGCUGGAGACGCAGGGCUUCCGGGUCACAUACCUGCCCGUGGACCGCUUCGGCUGUGUGCGCGUGCAGGACGUGCUGGACGCGCUCACGCCGCAGACGUGCGUGGUGUCCAUCAUGCUGGCCAACAACGAGGUGGGCUCGCUGCAGCCCGUGGCCGACAUCUCGCGCGCGGUGCGGCGGUUCGCGGACGAGCAGGAGCAGCGCCUGCCCAUUGCCGUGCACACUGACGCCAGCCAGGCGAUCGGCAAAGUGCGCGUCAAUGUCCAGGACCUGGGCGUGGACCUGCUGACGGUGGCCGGCCACAAGCUCUACGCGCCCAAGGGUAUCGGCGCGCUGUACAUCCGUGAGGGCACGGCGGUGGACACGAUCAUCCACGGCGCGUCCCAGGAGAGUGGACGCCGUAGCGGUACGGAGAACGUCGCGCUGGUGGCGGCGCUGGGUCAGGCCUGCGCGCUCGUGGAGAAGAACUUGCACGAGUACGCCGUCAUCAUGCAGGAGAGCAGGACGUUCCUCCUCGAGCAGAUCCAGAAGCACUGCAGCCUGACGAACGUCAGCUACCAGGUCAACGGCCACCCGGAGCUGUCGCUGCCCAACACACUCAGCAUCAGCUUCGAAAACAUCAACGCGCCUCGGAUUCUCGACUUGAUCGAGGCUGAAGGUGUCUACGCUAGCGCUGGAUCGGCUUGCCACAGCCACCAGCACGACAACGACAACGACGGCGACAAGCAGAAAAAGCCCGAGCGCCAAGAGGAACGCAUUACCAUUUCACACGUGCUAGCUGCCAUGCACGUGGCCCCCGAGUUCGCCAAGGGCACGCUGCGUCUGUCGGUGGGUCGGUCCACCACGCAGGAAGAGUUGCUGUAUGCCGCCAACGCCAUCCACAAGGCAAUUCAGCAGCUCAUGUAA